UCCGGCUUCCUCCUCGCGGUGGUCAUUUUAACUUUUUAGGUCUUUGUUCAGACUCACAGGCUUUAGGACGCUGGUCGUGAGUAGGAGGAGGCCUAGGAGGCAGCGCGCCUGCUGUGUGGGGUGUGUCUGACGGUCCUUGAGCCCAACAGCCCGAGAUUGGGGUCCCCGUUCCUCCGGGACUCCUCUCUGCUCACAGCGUCCCCGCAGCCUGACCCCAUUUCACUCUCCAGUCUUGGAGACCCGGCCUCUCAGGUCCCGCCGCCCAGGUCCCAGCGCGCAGAAUGGAUAUGAACUUUGAGGAUGUGGCCAUUGCCUUCUCUCAGGAGGAGUGGGGGCUCCUUGAUGAGGCUCAGAGACUUCUGUACUGCGAUAUGAUGCUGGAAGUGUUUGCACUUGUGUCAUCUGUAGAUUGUGGGCAUAAAAUGGAUGAUGUGAAGGCCUAUUGUGAGCAGAGUGUAUCCGUAAAAGGAGUAUCACAGGUCAGGGCUUCCAAGACAGCUGCAGCCACCCAGAGGACCCAUCUGGGUAAGCCAUGUUUCUCAGUGUUAAAAGAUAUUUUGCACCUGAGUGAGUUACAAGUGAUAUACUUUGAGAAGAAUGUGUCCUUAAGUGAUGCAUGUGUGAGAGACUUUUGUUUCAGUGCAAACCCUCACCAGCAACAGAAGGAUGCCAGUGGAGAGAAGCCCUGGAAAGAAGAUAUGGAGAGUGCCUCGCUUGUGACGAGUUGCUGCUUCUACUUAUCUGGGAUGCCUGCAGCCAAUAUGAAAGUUGGGGAAGACUCCCCAGCCAUCUCAGGGCUUCUCCAGUACCAGGCCACUCUUAACACUGAGGAUGUCUUAGAUCACGAGGGUAGCAACCUGAGACAGCAGAAACUUGACCGGCAGUGGGCCCUGCUGGAGAAGCAGAAGACGAAGACGAAGGGAGAUUACAGAAGCUGA
This is a messenger RNA of Myotis davidii, 938 nucleotides long. Its product is annotated as zinc finger protein 416-like. NCBI's taxonomy places the organism in Eukaryota, Metazoa, Chordata, Mammalia, Chiroptera, Vespertilionidae. The transcript is spliced from 4 exons. Gene Ontology annotation, biological process: regulation of DNA-templated transcription. The coding region runs from base 282 to 938 and encodes 218 amino acids. The record is from RefSeq and is a predicted model, not a curated record.